AAACGAAAAUUUGCGUGCCUCCAAGGAAACUACUGCCAUGAGUAUGAAACGUGAUAUAUGUCGCAAAGCUCGGCUUGACCAUAAGGACCUUAGCUGCUGUGAUCAGCAGUUUCAGCGAGAUCUCACCGUAGUUUAUCUUAUAGGAAUGUUGAAUUAGGAUGAGAAUCUUUCAUCGCAGGUUUCUCGACCGCCUUCCUUGGAUAUUUCUCUUGCUUUCCGUGAUCUAUUUAUUGUAUACAUACUCUCGGUCAAAUGAACAGGAGGUGAACGCAGUCCGACAAGUAAUUCGGCGUCUGACGCAGGGAAAUGCAUCAGGACUGGCUCAAGAGAAAGAAGGAAAAUGUUUCCCUGUUCAUCACAUUCUUUUCCUAAAAACGCACAAGACUGGUUCGAGUACGAUGGCUAAUAUUUUUUUUCGUUACGGAGACUCGAGAAACCUUACUUUUGUCUUAUCACCGGGCACUCUUCUAGGAUGGCCACAUAAAUUCCAUAUAACUCACCCGCUUCGUCUUUUUAGCAAAGUACCCAACAUCUUAUGUAGCCACGCUAGAUUUAACAAGAAACCAAUGAACUGGCUUUUUCCGAGAGAAACCAGCAAAUACGUGACAAUUUUACGGAAUCCAGUAGACAACUUUGAGUCAGUGUUCAAUUUUGCACAGCUUGGGAAACAACUUGGUUUCGGAGACAAUUUGGACGCUCUAGAAAAAUUUUUAACAAAAGGAAUAGACUAUAACAGUACCCAUAAAGGUUUGAUGACCCAUUUAUCGAGAAAUCCGAUGAUGUUUGAUCUGGGUCUUAGUCCUAAGUUUUAUCAGAAUCUUACCGCAGUCAAAAAAUACAUUCGCUUCUUGAACAAAGAGUUCGACCUGGUUAUGAUAAUGGACUACUUUGAUGAAUCAUUGGUUCUGAUGAAACGACUGCUCUGCUGGGAACUAGAAGACAUUUUGUAUGUAAAACUCAACGCAAGACUAGAUAAAGAGAUAGCGAAAGAUUUAAGUAAAACUGUUCAAGAGAACAUCAAACGAUGGAACAUGGCAGACGUUUUGCUGUUUGAUCAUUUCAACGCAACCUUUUGGAGAAAAGUGAAAAUGGAAGGUCCAAGCUUUGAUGACGAUCUGGCUGCAUUUCGGCGAAAGAAAGAAAAUAUAAAGAGUUUGUGUUUAAAGGAUGAGAUGCAACAAGAACGAGCGUAUCAUGAAAAGUUUGUGAAGGGAUAUUUAGUUAGAGACGACCUAACGCCGCGUUUGAAGGUUUUGUGUGGACAUUUCGUGAGGAAGGAAAACGCUUUCUUGGAUUACCUCCGACAAAAACGUAUGAUAAAAUUGAGGACCAUUGGACUGGACAAAUUUAUAAAAGUUCAAACGGAAAGCGGCUGGAAUACAGCUAAAGAUCUGCAAUAUAAGCCAAUAAAAUCAACAUAGAUAAUUUA
Molecule: messenger RNA, 1429 nt
Organism: Pocillopora damicornis (cauliflower coral)
Lineage: Eukaryota; Metazoa; Cnidaria; Anthozoa; Scleractinia; Pocilloporidae
Product: galactosylceramide sulfotransferase
Biological process (GO): glycolipid biosynthetic process
Cellular component (GO): membrane
Molecular function (GO): galactosylceramide sulfotransferase activity
Source: RefSeq, a predicted model, not a curated record